CGUCGUGUGAGGUGGUCGUGCGUCGUGUUUUUUAAAGAAAUUUCGGUACGUGAAAAAUAUCGUUGAUAGUAAAUUAUAAUUGGUUGGUGGUAAAUGGUAUCAUGUGAUAGUGAUGUUUGUUUGAAGAAAUGUAAAUGAUACUGUUAGUGUGAUAAAUAGUUUUGUUAUUGGUUGGUUAUAGUUUGUACCGUUAAGUGUUUGUAUUAAGUUGGUUUGUAAUUUAUUUUAAAUUCAAAGACAAUUAACCGUGCAGCCGACAACAUCUUAACAAUACUUUUAUCGUUUAUUGAGUAUUGUGGUAACUAAUUACGUGUGAACAAUAAUUCUGAAACUUUUAGACAAUUAAUUGUGCGACUAACUGUACUGUUAUUGUGCGCGGACAAUAAUUACUGUAUUGUGUCUUAUUGAAACAAAAAGUGUUGAUGUGUUCUGCAACAAGUGACUAAUUGUGAUUGUGCAAGGAUAGUGAUUUUUGUAAGAUUAUUUAAUAUGAUCUCCUGGUCCAAAAUGUCAAUUCUGUGACACCAACCUGGAAAUCCGGGCCAUCCAGACUUCCAAAUCAUCACAGAAUGAGACGUCUCUGAUGACAACACAUUGCACUUUAUAUUUCUUUCUAAAAGAAAGAUGAAUUUAAUAUCCAAAUGGCUCAUUUUACUGAUCUACACAUCACCUGUCAGCAGAUGCCAGCAGACCCAACCAAAAGGUAUCCUUAAAGUAUCGCCAGAUUACCAAAUCGAAGAAGACAGUCGACAUCAUCAUCACCAUCAUCAACAAAGUCGAAAGAAGACUUCGGAUGAUGAGGAUGAGGUGACGCAUAGGAAGCAUCAUCAUCGACUUGCUAAAACUCAUCAUGGACAGAGGAAACAUGAUUUGUUAGAAGAUUUGACGUCCAGUGACAAAGUUGGUAAACAUGCAUCAAUUUCUGAUGAUGAAGAAAGUAUUUUGACGUCACUUCAUGUUAAUCGUCAACCUAGUGGUGUAAAUUUAGACGGUUCUUCUGUUUUGCGCGUUGGUGGCGAACAACUUCCAUCUGGUAAUCCAGAAAUUGCACAUCCAAAAUCACAUCAUAGAAAUCCAGGAGUUUCAAGAAACAAAGCAAGUGGUGAACCAGGAAUUUUAGAUGUGGUGUCCAAACACCAGCAACCAGCAAGUAAUGUCCAACGAGUCUCUAGUCCUGAAAACCUAAAAGUAAAAGAUAACCAGAACUCUAGAACCAGAGAUGAUCCAGAACCAUCAUCCGAAGAAUUGGAUGAGGAUUUUGAAGACUACGAGGACGAAGACGAGAAUUUUGAUGACCAUUUGGAAGAAGAUGAUAAUUUGGGUGGUGCCAAAGGUCCUGAUGAUUUUAGUGAAGAGUUGGAUGGCGACUUGAAUUUUGGAACUGAUUUGGAGAGCACUGAUGGCAACAGGGAUAGUUUACCAGUUUUCUUGGAGGAGCCUAAGAAUGCUUAUGUUAUCAAGAAUAAACCUGCAACGUUGUGGUGCAAGGCUGCUAAUGCGUUACAGCUUGAAUUCAAGUGUUCAGGCAUGAGCGAAGGCAGACCUCCUCCUGGAGUCCGAGAGACCCACGUGGAUCCACAGAAUGGAAUCAGAUUUUUGGAGAGCUCUGCUGAAAUUUCCAGGGACAUGAUCGAGGAGUAUUUUGGACGCAAAGGUUAUAGAUGUCACUGCAUUGCUGUGUCUGCAAGGGGUCAGAUUAAGAGUCAGUCUGCUACAGUGCAAGUGGCAUAUAUCUAUAGACAGAAGUCCUCCUUGACCAAUUGGACGCCUGCCAGAGUGGAAAAAGGUGAAAGUGUAGAACUACGUUGUCUUGGUCCACGAGGAAACCCCAAACCAAGACUGCGUUGGAUCAAAAACUACAACAGCAACUUUUUUGACAUCAAAAAAUUCACCAAGAGCGUCAACUCCUUGGAAGAUGAAACCGGCAAAAGCACUAGCUCUUUAGGAAAAGGUGUGGAUCCCAAAGGCAGCAUCACUUCUGAUUCAGUUCGUGAUCCGAUUUCCAAAAUUGACAGUGGUUUGUCUGAUGUGUCCAGUGUUGGUGUAGCGAGUGGUAGAAGUGGUAAAAGUGGUGACAGUAGUGAUUUUGUGGUUGAUAGUGGUAAUAGUGGCAGUGGUUUUGUGGACAAUAGUAAGAAUGCUCUGGAUCCUAAUGGUGAUGGCAACGUUUUGGUCACUGAUGAAGGGCAUUUGCUGAUCAAUAAUGCCAGAUUGGAGGACAGUGGCAACUACACCUGCAUAGCCGAGAAUAUUUCGGGCAGACGGAUUAGUUCCCAGGUCAUGCUGACAGUAUAUGUUGAUGGUGGCUGGUCCGCCUGGUCUGCAUGGACACCUUGCGAUUGCCCUUUGUCUCAGAGGUCAUCCCAAGGUAAUUCCAGGAGCCAAAGGAUAAACUCAUCUCAGCAAGGACACGACCGGAUAACAUCAUCAGCAAGAAGUUCUUCUCAACAAGGUCGCAAAAGGAUCAGAUAUUGCAACAAUCCAACUCCUGUGAACGAUGGCAGAAAAUGUCCUGGAAAAAAUGUCCAGAGGACAUCGGACUGCGCACAAUGUCCUGGUGAGUAA
Molecule: messenger RNA, 2565 nt
Organism: Ctenocephalides felis (cat flea)
Lineage: Eukaryota; Metazoa; Arthropoda; Insecta; Siphonaptera; Pulicidae
Exons: 10
Coding region: 625-2565 (646 amino acids)
Biological process (GO): homophilic cell-cell adhesion; dendrite self-avoidance; axon guidance
Cellular component (GO): plasma membrane; axon
Molecular function (GO): cell-cell adhesion mediator activity
Source: RefSeq, a predicted model, not a curated record